Messenger RNA from Neogale vison (American mink), 1023 nucleotides. Its product is annotated as T-cell surface glycoprotein CD1a-like. The record is from RefSeq and is a predicted model, not a curated record. Lineage: Eukaryota; Metazoa; Chordata; Mammalia; Carnivora; Mustelidae. Gene Ontology annotation, cellular component: external side of plasma membrane. The transcript is spliced from 6 exons. Gene Ontology annotation, molecular function: endogenous lipid antigen binding; exogenous lipid antigen binding; lipopeptide binding. Gene Ontology annotation, biological process: positive regulation of T cell mediated cytotoxicity; immune response; antigen processing and presentation, endogenous lipid antigen via MHC class Ib. Bases 1 to 1023 code for a protein of 340 amino acids.
AUGUUCUUCCUGCAACUUGUGUUGCUGGUGGUUCUUCUCCCAGAUGGUGAUAGUGAAGAUGACUUCCAAGAUCCAAACUCCUUUCGAGUCAUCAUGAUAUCAUCCCUCUACAACCAUUCCUGGACACAAAAUCUGGCCUCAGCUUGGCUGGGUGAGCUGCAGACUAUCGGCUGGAAUAGCAAGACUGGGGCCCUCAUUUUCCUGUGGCCUUGGUCCAAGGGCAACUUCAGCAAGGAAGAGAUGAUGGAACAGGAAAAGGCGCUCCAUACGUUCUCCAUUAAAUUUCCUCUGAUAUUUAAGGAUCAUUUCAGUGAAUGGCAGCUUGAAUAUCCCCUUCAGCUACAGAUGGCAAAAGUUUGUGGCCUGCAAUUUGGGGAACCUUCAGUAGGCUACUUGCAGAUUGCUUAUCAAGGAUCAGAUCUAGUGAGUUUCCAGAACAUGUCAUGGUCACCAUCUCCAAAGGGAGGAAUUCAGGCUCAGAAGGUCUGCAAAUUGUUCAAUCAGUACCAUAUGAUCAACUUAAGACUACACAGGCACCUCAGUGACACCUGUCCCCGGUUCCUGUUGGGUCUUCUUGAUGCAGGGAAAGCAGAUCUACAGCGACAAGUGAGACCAGAAGCAUGGCUGUCCACUGGCCCUAGUCCAGGUCCUGGUCAUCUCCUGCUGGUGUGCCACGUCUCUGGGUUCUACCCAAAGCCUGUGUGGGUGAUGUGGAUGCGUGGUGAGCAGGAACAACAGGGCACCCAGCGAGGUGACAUUCUGCCCCAUGCUGAUGGGACGUGGUAUCUUCAGGUGUCCUUGGAUGUGAAAUCCAGGGAGGCUGCUGGCCUGUCAUGCUGGGUAAGACACAGCAGUCUAGGAGGCCAGGACAUCGUCCUCUACUGGGAGAAGCCCCACUCCGUGGGCUUGGUCUUCCUGGCUGUGAUAGUGCCUUUGGUGCUUCUGGCAGGUCUUGCACUUUGGCUCUGGAAGCGCUGGAAAACACGCUGGAGACAUCCAUGCACUGGUUUCACUUUGGAGUGA